Anopheles gambiae (African malaria mosquito) is the source of this 1071-nucleotide messenger RNA. It is a transcript of the gene TfIIEbeta, whose product is annotated as general transcription factor IIE subunit 2. Gene Ontology annotation, biological process: transcription initiation at RNA polymerase II promoter. The coding region runs from base 158 to 1045 and encodes 295 amino acids. The transcript is spliced from 4 exons. Gene Ontology annotation, cellular component: transcription factor TFIIE complex. NCBI's taxonomy places the organism in Eukaryota, Metazoa, Arthropoda, Insecta, Diptera, Culicidae. The record is from RefSeq and is a predicted model, not a curated record.
UUGACAGCAAAAGUAUUGUGCUUUGUUUACGUCUGCAUUUGCCAUUGGUGCUGCAGCGUUCGGAUAGAAAUUUUAUCAUAAUCAACGAAUUAAAAGUGUGAUACAUUCCUGAACCAUCCGUAAUUCUCUAGUCCAAAGACAUACGCACCGCCCCACGAUGGAUCCCGCACUGUUGCGCGAACGAGAGGCCUUCAAACGGCGGGCGAUGGCAACGCCAACCGUUGAGAAGAAGGCAAAAACGGAAAGCUCGUUUGCCGCACCGAAGGACAUCAAGAAGCCAAGGCCCGCGAGUGCCGCACCGAAGAUCGAUGCCUCCAAUUACAAAACUAUGUCCGGUAGCUCCCAGUAUCGCUUCGGUGUGCUGGCAAAGAUCGUGAAGCACAUGCGCACCCGCCAUCAGGAAGGCGAUGAUCAUCCGCUAACGCUGGACGAAAUCCUGGACGAGACCAACCAGCUCGAUAUCGGAUCGUCCGUGAAAACGUGGCUCCAAGGGGAAGCGCUGCGAAACAAUCCAAAGAUCGAAGUGACGCCCGAUGGCCGGUUUCUGUUCAAGUCGGUGUUUAAAAUCAAAGACGGCAAAAGCCUGAUGCGGCUGCUGAAGCAGCACGAUCUCAAGGGGCUGGGCGGGGUGCUGCUGGACGAUGUGCAGGAAUCGCUGCCGCACUGUGAUAAGGUGCUGAAAAAUCGAGCAUCGGAAAUCAUCUUCAUUACGCGCCCGAACGACAAGAAGAAGAUCCUGUUCUACAACGACCGGACGGCCAACUUCCAGGUGGACGAGGAUUUCCAGAAGCUGUGGCGCGCGGUAACGGUGGACGCCAUGGACGAUGCGAAGAUCGACGAGUACCUGGAGAAGCAGGGCAUCCGGUCGAUGCAGGACCAUGGGCCGAAGAAGCCGCUGCUGCCGAAGCGGAAGAAGCUGGCCAACAAGAAGCGCCAGUUCAAGAAGCCGCGCGACAACGAACAUUUGGCCGACGUGCUGGAGACGUACGAGGACAACACGCUGACGCAGUCGAACGCGGUGCAGGAAAUCAAGCAGAACAAUUGAUGGGCAGGGGAUGGGUUACCUUUUUU